CACUAUAUAAAAGAAAAAAUUUAUUUUGAACAUUUUUCUUUUGACAGCAUAAUGGCAGCAAAGCUUAAACAAAAAAAAUUAGAUGCAAUUGCUGCACAGGCCAUGCCUGUUGGGCAAAAAAUUGUUGCUCAAUUCCAAAAUGCUGAUGGAGAAACUACUGGCCCUCCUCUUAACUUACCUGCUGAUGCUACACCUGAGCAACUCGAAUUACUUUUAAAUCAAUUUUUGAAUCAGGGAGAUGAUCCUCUUCCUUAUUCUUUUCAAGUCAACGAUGAUGAAAUUAUUAAUAACCUUUGGGUCGAUCGUAAAGAUAAAUCUACUGAAGACACAAUUACAAUUGUUUAUCAACCACAGGCAAUUUUCCGAGUGAGAGCAGUCUCAAGAUGUACAUCGACAUUAUCAGGACAUACAGAAGCUGUUUUAUCUUGCUCUUUUAGUCCUGAUGGCAGCCAAUUGGCGACAGGUUCAGGUGAUUGCACUGUGCGCAUCUGGGAUUUGAAUACAGAAACUCCUCGUUACACUUUACGAGGACAUAGUGGAUGGGUCUUGUCUAUUGCUUGGUCACCCGAUGGCAACACCUUAGCAUCAGGUAGUAUGGAUAAUACAGUUCGAUUAUGGGAUCCAAAAACAGGUAAACAAAUUGGUGAUGGUCUCAAAGGACACCGUAAAUGGAUUACAAGUUUAGCAUGGGAACCUUAUCAUUUGAAUUCAAAGGCAAAUCGACUCGCUUCAUCUUCAAAGGAUCACACUGUUCGUGUUUGGGAUACAUCAUUAAGACGUAUGGCAUUUACAAUCUCUCAACAUACAGCCGCCGUUACCUGUGUUAAGUGGGGUGGUGAGGGUUUGAUUUAUACUGCCUCUCAAGAUAAGACAAUUAAAGUAUGGAAUUCUUCAGGCAUGUUAGUCAAGACCCUUGAAGGGCAUGGACAUUGGGUCAACACAUUAGCUCUCAGUACAGACUUCGUUCUUCGUACAGGUCCCUUUGAUCAUACAGGAAAACGUCACAAGUCAGAGGAGGAGGCAAAAAAGGCAGCACUAGAACGAUACAAGACAUUUAAAGGGGCAAGUCCUGAACGACUUGUUUCUGGAUCUGAUGAUUUUACUAUGUUUUAUUGGGAACCUGAAAAGAGUAAGAAGCCUGUGACGCGUAUGUCAGGUCAUCAAAAGCUUGUAAAUCAUGUAGCAUUUUCACCUGAUGGUCGCUAUAUUGCUAGUGCCUCCUUUGAUAACUCUGUCAAAUUAUGGGAUGGUAAGACGGGUAAAUUCAUUGGUAAUUUAAGAGGUCAUGUAGGUGCCGUUUAUCAAGUUAGUUGGUCGAGCGACUCUCGUAUGUUGAUUAGUGCAAGUAAAGACAGCACAUUAAAGAUUUGGGAUUUAAAAAAGAUGAAAAUUAAGGUGGAUUUACCUGGUCAUUUGGAUGAAGUAUUUGCUGUGGAUUGGUCUCCUGGAGGUGAUAAGGUUGCUAGUGGUGGCAAAGAUAAACAACUUAAGAUUUGGAGACAUUAAUUGUUCUUUUCUUUCAUUGUACAAAAAUUUGUUUUAUAUAUAUAUAUUAUAGAUUUCACAUAUAUACUUUCUUUUUUUUUUU
Cokeromyces recurvatus is the source of this 1588-nucleotide messenger RNA. RefSeq names its product WD40-repeat-containing domain protein. The record is from RefSeq and is a predicted model, not a curated record. Lineage: Eukaryota; Fungi; Mucoromycota; Mucoromycetes; Mucorales; Mucoraceae. Bases 52 to 1506 code for a protein of 484 amino acids. Gene Ontology annotation, cellular component: nucleolus. Gene Ontology annotation, molecular function: protein binding. Gene Ontology annotation, biological process: ribosomal large subunit assembly. The transcript is spliced from 2 exons.